This is a messenger RNA of Rhodofomes roseus, 2456 nucleotides long. Its product is annotated as Rec8 like protein-domain-containing protein. The transcript has 6 exons. The record is from RefSeq and is a predicted model, not a curated record. NCBI's taxonomy places the organism in Eukaryota, Fungi, Basidiomycota, Agaricomycetes, Polyporales, Fomitopsidaceae. Gene Ontology annotation, biological process: mitotic sister chromatid cohesion; replication-born double-strand break repair via sister chromatid exchange; synaptonemal complex assembly. Gene Ontology annotation, cellular component: cohesin complex; synaptonemal complex. The coding region runs from base 81 to 2189 and encodes 702 amino acids. Gene Ontology annotation, molecular function: protein binding; chromatin binding.
GUUGUCUCGAACCGCUCCCCUGCCACAGGCGCGACGCUGCGCGACCCCCCUAUUACCGGUCUUCUUGGAUACCCAACACCAUGUUCUACUCAGAGGCGAUUCUGUCGCGGCGGGGACCGCUUGCCAAAGUAUGGCUUGCAGCACACAUGGAGCGGAAGCUCUCCAAAACACAGACACUACAGACAGACAUUGGGCAGUCAGUCGAGGCGAUCAUGGGUCAGGAGGUUGAAGUCAUGGCCCUCCGGCUCAGCGGACAGUUGCUGCUCGGUGUAGUGCGGAUAUACAGCAGGAAAGCCAAGUAUCUCUUGGAUGACUGCAACGAAGCAUUGCUGAAGAUCAAGAUGGCGUUCCGACCUGGAAUUGUAGACAUGACGGAGGAUCAACUUGCCGUCAACCGCAAUGCUAUCACGCUGCAGGGCAACCAGCUCGACCUCGAUGCUCUCAUUCCCGACAUCAACUGGGACAUGGAUUUUGAUGACCAGAUUAUUCAACCCGGAGGGCAACACAUUGCCAAGGCGGCCGAUAUCACACUGGCCACCGCCGAAGACUACCAAUUUGACUUCGAUGACCCAGGUUAUGGGUUCGAUCUAGGUCCCUCCGAUGGUAUCGGGUCACAGGAUUACGAGCCGCUGGGAAUCGACUUCGGAGAGGGCACAGUCGACGUCGAGGAAAGACGGUCAGAGGUGGAGGACGACAGCAUGAGUGUUGGUGUUGGGCGAGACGCCGCGCGAUCAGUUAGCGGACGGGAGUCGAUGGACGCAUUCUUCGGCAGACCAGGUGCGGACGUCGAUCUUGCCUCGGUACGGAGCAGGGAGGCAUCGGCACGACCGUUCGACGACAUUGACAUGGAUUUCGGGGGCGAUAUCGACCUUGGGAUUAGCUUCGACCCUAUGCCCUUGCCUGCUCCUGAGCCGAUGCAGGUCGACGACCAGGCGCUAACACCACAGACACCACGUCUGACGCCGUCGAGAGCUUCAUCACCUCUCACGGAACCUCCACAAACUCCUCCACCAAACGUCGAGCUGACACCGAGAGUGGAACUCCCAGAAGCGGGUAAAGCGCCACGGAAAAAGAAGGAGAAGAAACAGAUCAUCGACACCGUGACUGAGCUCGCACAAGGCCCCGGUGCACGCGUCGGACGUGGGCGCGGAGCGGGCGUCGGUUCACAGCAAGUAGACGUGAGCGGCAUCGUCACGGAGCACCAUUACCUCCCCGGCUCGUCUGUUGUCAUGCGCUUGCUUGAGAUUCGGGAGGAUCCCGUCGCACACUUCCUUCCGACUAGGACGACCCCCGCGGGUACCUUCUUUUCUGCGGCCCCUCCGGGUCUCACGCCAGAACUUGCAGAACUGUUCAUACGGCCAGUGCAGAUCUUCUCGGCGCCGAAGCGUCGCGGUGAGCAAGCGGAGAGGCCUCCGAGCAAGAGGGCGAGGGUUGAAGGGACUCCCGCAGCGGAGGAGGAGGUCGAGCAGGCUCGUCGGGCAAGCGUGGCACCCAGUGUUGCUCUUGGUAGUGAUGUGCUCCGACGACCGAGCGUCGCACCCGGAGACCUAGAGUUCGACAAUACCGGCGGUGUCGAGGACUUCCAGCUGCCCGAGUUCCAGAUGGACAUGGGCGCGGAGAUGCUACCGGAAGCGGGCCGCGAGAAGUCUGCUGCGCCGUCGGAACUGACGCGACUAUCGUCGCUGCCACCGGAAGUACCUGAGGCGGAGGGCGAGGUGUCGUACGCAGAUGUAACGUGCCCAAUCGCCAUGUUUGACGAUCGGACGUCACAACAGAGUCAGACGGAAAGUCAGGCCAGUAGUGAUGAUGGCAAGGGGUACAGCAAAAUUACUGUCAAGGCUCUCACUGUCAUCCGUAAGGAGUUACAACCCACUCCUGGACAGGAGCAAGAGAAGGUCAUGAGCUUUAGACAGAUGUCCCAGAAGGCGAGCCGUCGUGCGGCGUCCUCAUUCUUCUUCGAGUUGCUGGUCCUGGGAACCCGUGACUGCGUAGAACUCUCACAGGCAGCGCCAUUCGAGAACAUCGAGGUGCGAGCAAAGGACAAGCUAUGGGAGCGCCAGCGGCAUGGAUCUGUUGCACCGUCCAUGGUAUCAGGUCUCCGCCAAUCCUCUGCCGUGCCGUCUCUGUCUGCAUCACCGCGACGACAGGGCUCCGUCGCCCCUUCCAUUGCAUCGGCGUUUGGUCUAUAGUGUAGAUGCGUCCAUGGACUGUUCUCUACUUUCUAACCUUAUUUCUCUUGACUUCUAUCGAUAUAAUUCCUCGCUAUACUCUUGCGUAUCGUUAUGCCGUGUUGCUACGACCUUUCACGACCUCAUUUCACUUGUAUCUCUCGUAGUGUCCCAGCCACAGUCGAUGUCGCAGCCUGUCGUGUUUUUGUCGCUUGUUCUGCCUAUCGUCAUUGUAUCGUUGAAACUCAGUCAGUAUCUUAGGCCUAUACCUGCUGUGCCUUGUGAUCC